Lates calcarifer (barramundi perch) is the source of this 2758-nucleotide messenger RNA. RefSeq names its product homeodomain-interacting protein kinase 3. Gene Ontology annotation, cellular component: nucleus; cytoplasm. The record is from RefSeq and is a predicted model, not a curated record. Gene Ontology annotation, molecular function: protein serine/threonine kinase activity; protein tyrosine kinase activity; ATP binding. Lineage: Eukaryota; Metazoa; Chordata; Actinopteri; Centropomidae. The transcript has 11 exons. The coding region runs from base 94 to 2079 and encodes 661 amino acids. Gene Ontology annotation, biological process: peptidyl-serine phosphorylation; peptidyl-threonine phosphorylation.
GUGAGUACAGUAACUUCAGACAGUGAAGACCUGUUAUAACUCAAGUUUCGUUGACCUUCAACCUUUGGAAACUGAAAUUUGGAUCCUCAACAUAUGUAUUUGCCUGAAUUUCUUCGCUUUAACUUCAAUUUAAAACACUUUUUUAAACAUUUUUUCAAGACAUCAGUGACACCAGCUGCUUCACUUGCUUUGAGCUCACAGCAGCAGGUGUCCCAUCUCACGAUGGCCUCCAACAUGGUCCCCACUCUACCUGCCCAGGAUGACCAGUUAGUCACUGGAUGCAGGCUCACCUCCAGAUCCUGUGUCUACACGGUGCAGUCUUUCCUGGGGCAGGGCACCUUUGGCAAAGUUGCCAAAUGCACAAGGAUGGAUGAUAUGAGGACUGUGGCCGUCAAAAUGAUCAAGAACCAGGGAUCUCAUGCCAUGCUGGCACACCUGGAGGUGGCAACCCUGAUGAAACUCCGAUCGCUGCAUCUGGACAAAAGCGUCACCGUUGAAUGGAACGAUGUGUUCUUUGACAGAGGACACAUUUGCCUGGAGUUUGAGCACCUGGAUAAGAGUCUUUAUGAUUUCAUGGAGGAGAGAUAUUUCCAACCUCUCCUUCUGAGAGAGAUCAGACCCAUUGUCCAGCAGCUCGCCAACGCGCUCGACCAUUUGAAGGCUGCUGAGAUAAUACAUGCAGACCUCAAGCUGGAAAACGUGAUGUUGGUUAAUCAUCUGCAGGAGCCGUACAGAGUCAAAGUGAUUGACUUUGGCCUGGCGUGUAACACGUCAGCUGCCAGGCCGGGCUCAUACAUUCAGAGCCGUGCAUACCGGGCUCCAGAGAUUAUUUUGGGUCUCCCUUUCACAGAGGCCAUUGAUAUGUGGUCUCUGGGCUGUUUGGCAGCCACCAUGUACCUCGGCGCUCUGCUCUACCCUGGCAGCAGUCAGUAUGAUAUGAUGAGAUACAUAAUAGAGACUCAGGGCCAGCCACCAGAUCAUCUGCUCACCUUUGGAUACAACACCAGCUCUUUCUUCCAGAGAGACUACAACUCCACCACCAGUCACUGGAAACUCAAGACACCAGAUCAGUUCCACAGAGAGACAGGGAUCGAGCCAAAAGAGACCAGGAGGUUCAAGUUCACCUCUCUGGAUCAGCUCCUUCAUGUCCGGGUCAUCAAUCCUGAUAAUGCUGCGGAUAAAAUUGCAGAAAUCCAUGACGCCCUGAUGUUUGUGGCCAUGGUGAAGGAAAUGCUUCAGCUGGAUGCCGCCCAACGGAUUACGCCUCGUCAGGUGCUGGAGCAUGACUUCAUCAGCAUACGCCAUAUUGCCAACAUUUACUCCUUCAGCCAGUAUGUCAGGUCCUGCUAUGACAUAAUGGGAGUCUGUCAGAGCAAAGCCCCGACUUCUGACAGUGAGAACGCUGCAUGUUCGUCACUGCAGCAGCCCCCGUACAUGACCACCUACACCGUCCAGCAGAAUCCUCCUACUCCGGCUGAGGGGAGCAGCCUGGACCAGCCCCACUGCAUCAACCCACAUCCCGGCACCAGUACCCAGACCACCGGUUCAGAUAGGUCAGGGAUGAAGAGGAAGGUUGACGAAGAAGAUGGAAACAAAACCUCUUCUGUGUCCAAAAGUGUCAAGUCCAUAUCGGAUGAUUGUCAGCAAAGCCACACAGCUCCGACCAGUUCCAACAGCAGCCAGACCCAAAGUCUGGUCAGGUCAGGCAUUAAAAGGAAGAUGGCUGAUGAUGAACAUCAAAACAAUCAAAAAAUGAAAGGUCGCCACAAUGAAAGGCCAGAUGACAACAGGAAGAGGUUCCACAAAAGCUCUGCAGGUCCAUCCACCUCAGGCUGCAGCAGCAAGACCCAGAGUUGUGUCUCACCAAGGGUUAAGAGAAAGAUGGCUCGUGGUGAAGACUCAGACACUGACCAUGACAACAGGUCAGAACGUGAGAGGAAGAGAGCCAGAAAAUGCAAUGCAGGUACAUCUACCAGAUCUGACCAGAGGAACAACCCAGCCGAUGACCACCACCGCCAGCACCACAGUGCACGUCCUUCAACUGCACUCAGACCGAGAGCCAGGCUCGGUCAGGACUGAAAAGAAAAGCAGCGGAUGAUGAAGAUCUCCAGCCCAGAAAAAGAACCGCUGAUCCCAGGUCAGAUGAUGCCAGACAGAAGUCUGUGGUGCGUUUAGAGGAGGAACGAAGGAGAGGAGCACGUCACAUCAGCAAGAGGAGGACAGCCGACCACAGACAGGACCAGAGGACCCGAUGGGUGUAGCCGUCGACAUUAGGGCUGCCCAAAACCUUCCGUGGAUCCACUGGCAUGAUGUCUGUCUGUCUGUCUGUCUGUCUGUCUGUGUCUCUCUCUCUCACUCCCCCACCUCCAACCCCCUGUCUCUCUCUCUUUCUCUCACCCCCCCUCAUCUCCCCAACCCCCCGUCUGUGUGUGUGUGUCUCUCCCUCCCUCUCCCGUCUCCCCCACCCCUCAACCCCCAUCUCUCUCUUUCUCUCUCUCCUCCCGUCUCACCCAAUCCCCCAACCCCCUGUCCUGUCUCUCUCUCUUUCUCUCUCUUUCUAAACCCAACUGGUCAAGGCAGAUGGCCGCCCACCUGAGUCCGGGUCUGCUCAAGGUUUCUGCCUGUUAAAGGGUCAGUUUUUCCUUGCCACUGUCGCCAAGUGCUUGCUCAUGGUGGGCAUCGUUGGGUCUCUUUAAAUAAAAAUAAAAAAAGUGCCCUGAGAUAACUUCUGUUAUCAUUCAUGAUUUCACGUAUCUAA